AGUUAGUAGCUGAUCUGGACAGGUCAUUCUUAGACAGGUCAAUCGGGUUACAUUUCAAGAGAGUCUAUUUAUUUUCCGCAUUCACCAGAAGGAUACAUAUAUUCACAUUUGAAACAAAAUAGACGGAAAAACAUUUCACUUUAGAGAAGGUUGGUCUCAAUACAAAAGUCAAACUUGAAGUGUACAACUAUUUCUAUUGGAAGUCGCAAGGCUGUCUUAUGAAUUUCUCCUCCUCUCUUUAGCAGUCGAGUCUAACGAAUUGAUCAUGGGACACCUAUCAUGGCUGACUUCCAUGUCGGCCUGGUUCACAUUAGGUACAACGAGCUUCAUGGUAACAUCACAUGUCUCGUUACUAUGGUUACUACGUCUCUACAAAUACGAACAGAUCCACCCUGCAACUUGGUAUCUCAUUCUACUCCUACUGUUAUCUGGACCACACAUUGUCAACUUUCUGUAUCUGCUUUGGAAAACUCCGAUACUAAGUUCAGCUUACAGUCUUCAUGAUUCCAAUGUAGUCCACUUUGUUCUGGGGGUUGUCUCAGCUCUACUGGAGGGAGUGUGUACCACUGUGUUUGCUUGUGAAGUAGCACAUUCAGUGCCAGAGCCUGUCUUACUGACAUUACCGUCAGCAGCCCUUGCACUGGUUCUUAGCCUGGACCUCAGGAGACAUUGGAAAAAAAAGAAACGUCUCUCCUUGUCACUCUUGGACAAGCUGUGUUACUGUGUACAGAUCCUAACUGUUGGCUAUGCUCUAAUAGUGGUCAGUAUAGUUGCUGGACUUCUGUGCCAAUGGUCACAAUUUAAGCAAGUUACUUUUUUUUUUCAAAUGACCUUUACUUUGACGAAUAUUUUCUUUCUGUUCAAAUGUACAAACAUUAAAUUGUCACUUUUUAUUUCCAGUUUGACCAAAGAAGGUUGUUUGAUUGUGGUCAUUGUCACACCUUUACUGGCUGCAGUUUGGUUACCGAGGAUACAGAAACUGUCCCAUAAGACAGAUACUAUUGGAAGAUGUAUUUCUAUCUCAGAUCUAGUCUAUGUUAUAAUCAAGGUGUUGGCCAUUUCAAUGACACUCUAUUUCUCCCUCAUUUUCAAACUGGAUGAGUUUAGGAGUUAUCCCUGGCCCUGUGUUCUUAUGGGACUCACUGAGUUGGCUCGAUAUAAUAUUUGGUUUGCUAUCUUAUGCUGCUGUUGUGGGGGGGCACUCUGUUCCCUCAACGUCUGGGCUGCAUUUAAAGUUGGCCUGUCUGCCCCUGGAGUCAAAAUUCCCUUUAUUUUGGCAGUGCCAUUAUCCAUCGUAAUAACUGGCAUACUGUGGAAUGAUUUUGAGACGGGUGCAUUCUGGGAACUUACUGCUACCGAUGUCUAUGCAUGGACCGCUAUUGGUCUUUCUACCAUUUGCUGGUUAAUUCCUUUUAUUUUUCCCGCCUUCGCGGGGUUCAAAUGUCAUAAUGUAAAAAACAGGCGUGUGUACUCCAAGAUGAAUGAGUUUUCUUGGAAUGUCCUGUACCUACAGACCAGAUUGUUAUUAAUGAACUAUGAAGAAUGUGAAACAGGUUGUGCUUUGAAAGAUGGUGCUGACAAGACAACUAGAAGCACAGUUUAUAUUUGCACUACUAUGUAUAAAGAGAGUCCAGUGGAAAUGCUGAGGUAUUUGACCAGCAUUCAGAAUAUCUUUGAGAAGAACCACGAGAAAAAGAUGAACUUAGAAGCUCAUGUGUUUGUUGAUAAUUCUAUUGGCUGUGACAAGAUCAACUCGCGUGCUCGACAACUCUUGUCUCUGCUCUGUGACACGUUUCAACUGACACUCUCUCAGUUGGUCAUCUUGUCCACUCCAUAUGGCUGCCAAGUGAACACCAGUAACUUAUUGGACUCAACUCUGUACAUUCAUUUCAAGGAUGAAGCUAAAGUCAAGUGUAAAAAACGUUGGAGCCAAGUCAUGUAUUUAAAUUAUGUCCUACACUUCAGGCACAAGUCUAAGAACAACGGUAGAGACACACUGUCAGUUAGUCCAAAACAUCAGUGUGAGCAUUACACUCAGUUUAAAUCUAGCUCCCCAGGGAUGUCACAUUAUAUUUUAAACUCCAGUUCUUCUGCUGAACCAACUGAUGAAAUGAAGAGAAACAAGGACUCUUUAAGUUUGUCUGUCUCUCAGUUUUUUACCAACAUUGACCCAAGUAGAUCCCUUCUGAGGACAAGCACAUUGAAGCAGCAGAAGUCUGACUCCACUGCACGCUUUCUUUAUUUGGACAGUCGACUGCAGCCCAGCUUGAAGUCUUCCAGUUCCUUCAGUUCAGACAGUGGACAGAGUAGUUCCAUAGACACAGUCAGCACGCAGACGACAUGGGACAAUGAUAAACUUUUUAUGACGGAGAGUACUACAUUACAUCAACAAUCUUGUUAUGAUGAUGUCUUCAUUCUGACCACCGAUGCUGAUACAGAGUUUAAUUCCAAGAGUUUGUUUCAAGUUCUAGAAAAAUGCCAAUCAGGUGACAAUGUUGGAGCCGUUUGUGGGAGGACAGUUCCUAUUGGUGCAUUGAAACCAAUUGUUUGGUAUCAGAAAUUUGAAUAUGCUAAAGAUUUUUGGCUUGUCAAAUCUUCUCAAAAUGUGAUUGGUUCUGUUACGUGCUGCCCCGGAUGUUUCAGUAUUUACCGCGGCGCUGCUAUGGCAACAGUUUUAUCUGAAUUUUGUAAACCUACUACUUCAGCUUUUGAAAAUUUAGUUAUGGAUCAUGGUGAAGACAGAUGGCUGUGUACACUACUCAUGCAGCGUGGCUGGCGCCUGGCUUAUUCCUCAAGUGCCCAUAACUCUACUCACUGCCCCGAGACUGUAGGCGAGUUUUUGCGUCAGAGGCGGCGAUGGGUACUGUCUGAGUUGUCCAACACAGCAGACAUUUUUCUGUCCAUCUCAGUUCUGGUCCGAAACAACUCCUCUUUCUCUGCCAUGUUCCUUAUCUCACUCCUUAGCACAUUCCUAUGGGUGAUUCUCUCCCCUGCCACCACAGUUGUUUUCAUGUGUGCAGGCUUUGAUGUUCUUUACAGCGUCCCGAUGACUUGGACAUUGCCCCUUGCCCUGGCAAUCUUCCUUGGUUACUGCUUGGUUUCUGGUCUGGCACAGCAUGACAAACAAAAAAUCGUUUCCAUCUUGAUGAUUUCCUUAUUAGCCGCCACUGUUUUUAUUUUGUCCAUCGGAUUUAUUCUGUACAUAGUCAGCUGUAUCAGCACCGAUGUUCAAGAUCUAGGUUACAUUCAGUUUCGUCCAUAUUUCCUGGUGUUCCUGUUGAUUAUCGCAAUUGUCUACGCCGCUGCUUUACACCCCAAGGAAAGCCAGUGUUUGAUCUAUGGUUUUGCCUACGCCAUGUUAUUUCCGGCAAUGUUCGUUGUACUUCCGGUCUACGGUGUCGCCAACAUGUUGGACCAAUCCUGGGGUACCCGUGAGGCAGGUUCCCAUGGCUGCUGUCAGAGUCCAGAGGAAGAAGAAGAAGAUACAUUUACAAAUUAUGAUAUUAAGGUGUCAAGUCUUCAAGAGUUGAGCUCCAUGCCAGGUGGCGACACUGAACGUACAUUCUGGAACAAUUUGAUCAAUGUGUACAUUGGCAAUGACGUCAACAAAGGGAAGCCUAAGCACCAAUUAACUGACGAUUUACACAGCCUUCGCGGAAGAACCAUGCUGGGUUUAACCAUCUCCAACUUCCUAUGGUUUAUUUGUUUGAGUGUUCUAUAUGCCUUUGCAGGAAGUGAUGUUAUAUGUUAUUGUGUGGCCGCAAUUUUUAGUUUUAGUUUAGUAAUUCAACUGAUUGGUCUGACAUGUUUUAAGUUCGACAAUUUAAUAGAAAGUAGCUUGAACACAAAUGUCAAUGACGUCAUUAAGCAAGAUGAAAAAUCAUUUCAAUCUCAGACAAAAGAAGAUUUCAGUAAAAUAACUUUGCAUGGCAUUUUUGAAGAGUCCGAGUUUUAAGGGACUUUUUUUUUUUUCAACUGCAUGAGAUAGAGAAAUGCAUUGCGUAAGUCUCGACAACAUUCUAUUUUUGUUGUACACAAACCAUUGAACCUAACGUAGUGUUCAUAUAAUGAGAGAGAACAUUGAACUAGUCCAUCUUCCUUGAUUAUAACGAGCUCUAUCUAUCUAUCUAUCUAUCUAUCUAUCUAUCUAUCUAUCUAUCUAUCAAUCAAUCUAUCUAUCUAUCUAUCUAUCUCGAGAUCUCAUUACCUGUGCGUCUGACGGAUCACUCUAUUUGUAUAUUGUUCUCACCAAUUCAAACACUUAGUUCUAUUGAUGUUUAUUUAAAUGUUAUAAAUCCUUGUAAGUUGUAUACUUCGCAGUAAUUAGAAUGAUUCAUUUAGAAAAAAAACUUUCUUUAAUUAUUAACAAUUUAAUCAGCAGCGUGAUUUCUUGUGGAUACGAAUUUUCAAGAAACAUGAACUCUUAAGGCUGUUACUUAGACAGUAUUAUGUCUUUAAUUUGACACAUCAAACCUUAUUGGAAACUGUUUUUUAAAUUGAGACAAAUGGAUGUGCAAAUUAAAAUAAACAUUUUUAGAAAUAAAUCAAGGAAUGUAAUAGACCCUGAAAGACAUACAUUUUAUAUUGAAUAGAACAUUUUUUAUAAUAAAUUAUUGGAAGUUAUUUAUUUUGACAAUGACAAGGUGACCCAUUAAAACGAUACAUACAAUGAAGAAAGAGGAGAGAUAUAUGUAUAUAUAAACUUCUUGACUAACAAAACGUAGCAUUGAUUUAGAGAUGAACCUUCAUAACAUACAAGUUAAUAGAGACAUCUAUUUAGACUAGGUCUCUUAUUAUUGUAUAAUAUGUCAACAUUUAUUUACUUCUUAUUGUAUCAUGUAAACAUUAAUAAGAAAAUCAUUGAUUGAAGCUGUACAAUUGAGCAUUGAUUGAUAUACACAUUCAUUAGAUUAUAAUACUGAACAUUGGUUUAUUACAACUUCUAAACUCUAUGAUAUAGCACUAACUAUUAGAGCAGUGAUGUAUGUAACAUUGAUGUCAAGUAUCCUGCACUGAUGCUUGUCGCCCUUCAUUAACUCUACUAUUUAGCACUGGAUAAUUGGACAAUGUAAAUGUUGGUGUAGUCAAGUUCUUCCACUCGUCUGAAUGUCUUUCAUUGUGCUAGAGGUGGUAGUGUUACAAGAUCUGGGAGUCGAGUAAAGUAUCUUCUACACACAACAUUACCACAGGUGUGGAUCUGAGAAAUACAAGACAGAGGUGCAUAGAAUAGUUGAAUACAUAGCUGCACUGCAGACUGAGCAAAGAUUUUUCAUCUACAUCAGACAGUAAAAAAAUUAACAUUCAUAAUUCUUUCACAUACGCCAAUAUGGUGAGCAAACAUUUUUUUUUAAUUGUCAAAUCAUCGCCUUUGACUUGACAUAAUUUAGGUUUUCAUUACACACCGGCUACGCCCGUUGAUUUGUUCCCAGGCUUUAUGUCGUUUCUUAUGACCGGAAUAUCCCCCUCCUUUUCUUUGUUGAAAUUUCAAUAAACGAUCCCCCUC
Biomphalaria glabrata is the source of this 5503-nucleotide messenger RNA. RefSeq lists its product as uncharacterized. The coding region runs from base 266 to 3955 and encodes 1229 amino acids. Lineage: Eukaryota; Metazoa; Mollusca; Gastropoda; Planorbidae. Gene Ontology annotation, cellular component: cell septum; cell periphery. The transcript has 13 exons. Gene Ontology annotation, molecular function: chitin synthase activity. The record is from RefSeq and is a predicted model, not a curated record.